This is a messenger RNA of Pseudophryne corroboree (corroboree frog), 951 nucleotides long. RefSeq names its product olfactory receptor 12D1-like. Gene Ontology annotation, biological process: G protein-coupled receptor signaling pathway. The coding region runs from base 1 to 951 and encodes 316 amino acids. The transcript has a single exon. Gene Ontology annotation, molecular function: G protein-coupled receptor activity; olfactory receptor activity; odorant binding. NCBI's taxonomy places the organism in Eukaryota, Metazoa, Chordata, Amphibia, Anura, Myobatrachidae. Gene Ontology annotation, cellular component: membrane. The record is from RefSeq and is a predicted model, not a curated record.
AUGGGCUUGGAAAAUUACACCUCUAUCACAAACUUUGUCUUGUUGGGUUUGACAGACCUAGCACAGCUUCAAGUGAUUUUGUUUGUAUUUUUCUUGAUAUUUUAUAUAAUAAACCUGAUAGGUAAUUUCUCAAUCAUGGUCCUCAUCAUCAAAGACACAAGCCUUCAAACCCCCAUGUAUUUCUUUUUAUGGAAUCUAUCAUUUCUUGACAUUUGCUAUUCUUCUGUGACUGUUCCAAAGAUGCUCAGUGAUCUCAUGGCGAUGGAAAAGACAAUUACUUUUGCCGGCUGUAUCUUGCAAAUGCAUUUCUUCCAUUUCCUGGGUAGCACAGAAGUCAUGCUACUUACAGCAAUGUCAUAUGACAGAUAUGUGGCCAUAGGUAAUCCUUUGCGCUAUUCCAACAUUAUGAACAAUAGAGUUUGCCAAAAUUUGGCGGCAGGCUCAUGGAUGACUGGAUAUUUCCACUCUCUGUUACACACAGUGAUGACUGCAAAGCUACCAUUUUGUGGACCUAACUUGGUGAAGCAUUUUUUCUGUGAUAUUAAACCAGUGCUAAAGUUGGCUUGUGCUGACACUUCUCUUAAUCUGAAACUUCUUACCAGGGUCACUGGAACACUGGCCACAACAACUUUACUACUAACUCUUCUCUCUUACUUAUUCAUAAGCAAGUAUCUCCUAAAAAUACGGACAGCAGAAGGUCGGAAACGUGCGUUCUCCACUUGUAGUGCUCAUCUUACUGUUGUCUUUCUCCUGUAUGGAACAGCUAUUUUUACUUAUUCACGACCAUCCACACAAGAUUCUUUAGAUGAAGACCGAGCUGCUGCUGUGCUGUUUACUGUCAUAACACCAGCAUUAAACCCAAUUAUAUAUACACUAAGGAACAAAGAUAUGAAGAAAUCAAUGAAGAAAGUUGUAAAGGAUUUCCAAAUCAGACUCAUAGGCAAAAAAUAG